This is a messenger RNA of Brachypodium distachyon (stiff brome), 1605 nucleotides long. Its product is annotated as GDSL esterase/lipase At1g71691. The transcript has 4 exons. Gene Ontology annotation, molecular function: hydrolase activity, acting on ester bonds. NCBI's taxonomy places the organism in Eukaryota, Viridiplantae, Streptophyta, Magnoliopsida, Poales, Poaceae. The coding region runs from base 269 to 1390 and encodes 373 amino acids. The record is from RefSeq and is a predicted model, not a curated record.
GCGGCGGCCAUGGCGGCCAGGCAAUGGCACGUCGCCUCCGUCUGCCGAGCAAAUCUCAUUCUGUUUCGAUCGAUCUUGGCCCCGGCAUGGCAGCGCAUUAAAUUCACUGCUCCGCCGGCCGCAUCGCACCCAAACUUAAUUCCAGGAUGCCCGCCGUAUUUACCACCACCCUUGUGCUCAGUCCUGCCUGCCACUGAAUCCAAUUGCCAGAGCAGAGCAGAGCAGGGGUCACUGGCCUGAGACCAGAGAGUGCUGCGUGGCGGCGCCUAUGAUGUCUGCCGGCUACCUAUGGCGGCCGCCGCCUCUGCUGCUGCUGCUUCUACUUAUGGUGAUGGCGGCGGCGGCGGAGAAGAAGGAGCCGUUGGUGCCGGCGCUGUUCGUGUUCGGUGACUCGCUGGUGGACAACGGCAACAACAACGGGCUGCCGUCGCUGGCCAAGGCCAACUACCUCCCCUACGGCGUCGACUUCGGCCCCGCCGGCGGCGAGGGAUCCCCCACCGGCCGCUUCUGCAACGGCUACACCAUCGUCGACUACCUCGCUGAGUUGCUGGGGCUUCCCCUGGUCCCGCCAUACUCCCAGCUGCUCUCCUCCGGCUCCGUCCCCACCAACGGCGCCAACUAUGCCUCCGCCGCCGCCGGCAUCCUCGACGACAGCGGCGCCAACUUCGCCGGGCGGAUCCCGUUCGACGAGCAGAUCAGCAACUUCGAGCGGACCGUCGCCGCCAUGGGCGCCGCCGGCAGCAGCACGAACCUGGUGGUGGGCCGUUCGAUGGUGUUCGUGGGGAUGGGGAGCAACGACUACCUCAACAACUACCUCAUGCCCAACUACGACACCCGCCGCCACCACACCCCGGCCCAGUUCGCCGACCUCCUCCUCUCCCGCUACGCCGCCCAGCUCACCAGGCUGUACAGGGCCGGGGCGAGGCGGUUCGUGGUGGCGGGGCUGGGCUCGCUGGGCUGCAUCCCGACGAUCCUGGCCCGGACCACGGAGGGCCGGUGCGACGAGCCGGUGGACCGCGACCUGGUGGCGCCGUUCAACGCCGGAGUCAAAGCCAUGCUCGACCGCCUCAACGACGACGACGACGACGGAGAGCUUCCCGGAGCCAGGUUCGCGUUCCUGGACAACUACCGGAUCGUCAGGCUCAUGCUCGCCGACCCGGCGGCGUACGGGUUCAGCGUGGUGGACCGGGGAUGCUGCGGCGUCGGGCUCAACGCCGGGCAGAUGACAUGCUUGCCCUUCAUGGAGCCCUGCGCUGACCGUGGAAGGUACCUCUUCUGGGACGCCUACCACCCGACGGCGGCUGUUAAUGAAGUCAUUGCUCGCGCGGCGUUUGAUGGCGGCGAUGAUGUCGUCUUCCCUGUCAACGUCCGCCGCCUCGCCCAGCUCUGAUCGAUCUCCAUCCGAUUAGAGAUCAAGAGCAUCAAGACCACCCCACGCAUGCAUUAGUACCAUAAUAACAUUGGGAUAUAUCGUAAUUUAUUUUGAGGGAACUACGACGGGCCAAAGCCAACACGAACCAUUAAUGUACCGUAUGCCGUCCACGGAAGGAAAAGUUGCUCUUAGCAUCAACUUUCAAAUCCAUUGUCAAGCCUCGCCUUCCUCGA